AUGGGGAGAGUGAAGCUUCAGAUCAAAAAGAUUGAGAACACAACAAAUAGACAAGUUACUUUCUCAAAGAGGAGGAAUGGGCUGAUCAAGAAAGCUUAUGAACUUUCUGUUCUUUGUGAUGUUGAUGUGGCUCUAAUCAUGUUUUCCCCAUCUGGAAGAGCCUGUCUCUUCUCAGGCAAUAGAAGCAUUGAAGAAAUUCUAGAACGAUAUAUAAAUCUCCCGGAGAGUGAACGCGGAAGGACACAUAAUCAAGAGCAAAUCCAAAAGGUGCUUUGUAAGAUGAAAGCUGAGGGUGAUCAAACAUGCCAAGCUCCAAGCCCGGUGAUUACAGACUCCCAACUUGAGGAGAUUCAAAGACAAAUUUUUCUUUGCAAGUCUCAAUUGGAAGAGAUGGAGAAGCGACUGAGGGUAUUUGAAGGUGAUCCUUCUGAGAUCACAACUCUGUGUGAGGCUGAGUAUCGUGAAAAAGUCCUUCAGGAAACUCUAAAACAAGUGCAACUAAGAAAAGUACACCUUGCAAAAAUUGUAGAUGGAUUUGUUAGCAGAACCUCGAAUACAUUAGACUGGUUUCCACAGGGAGAUCCACAUGUUCAUAUUAUGAACCUCGCCAAUGCUUAUGACCCUGCUCCUCUCAGAUUAACUGCAUCUGCAUGUUUAGAAACAAGAUAA
Molecule: messenger RNA, 669 nt
Organism: Lotus japonicus
Lineage: Eukaryota; Viridiplantae; Streptophyta; Magnoliopsida; Fabales; Fabaceae
Product: agamous-like MADS-box protein AGL104
Exons: 9
Coding region: 1-669 (222 amino acids)
Biological process (GO): positive regulation of transcription by RNA polymerase II
Molecular function (GO): RNA polymerase II cis-regulatory region sequence-specific DNA binding; DNA-binding transcription factor activity, RNA polymerase II-specific; protein dimerization activity
Source: RefSeq, a predicted model, not a curated record